Galeopterus variegatus (Sunda flying lemur) is the source of this 1041-nucleotide messenger RNA. Its product is annotated as UPF0544 protein C5orf45-like. Lineage: Eukaryota; Metazoa; Chordata; Mammalia; Dermoptera; Cynocephalidae. Gene Ontology annotation, cellular component: nucleus. The record is from RefSeq and is a predicted model, not a curated record. Gene Ontology annotation, molecular function: chromatin binding. Gene Ontology annotation, biological process: mitotic G2 DNA damage checkpoint signaling.
AUGGCAUCGCCUCAACCGGCUCGGGUCCUGCGGUGCUGCAGCUGCCGUCUAUUCCAGGCGCACCAGGUGAAAAAGAGUCUCAAAUGGACAUGCAAAGCCUGUGGAGAGAAGCAGUCUUUUUUGCGGGCUUACGGUGAGGGCUCUGGUGCUGACUGUAGACACCAUGUCCAAAAGUUAAAUCUGCUGCAAGGACAGAUUUCAGAGAUGUCACUCAGGUCUCUGGAAGAACCUGCGAGUGCCAGUGAAGGAGAAAACACAGGUCCUGCACAGGCUGAGAAUGGGAUACUGCAGGAAAAAUCCCAGCCCUCAGGGAACCGCUGGCUGAAGUAUCUGGAAAAGGACUCCCAAGAGCUGGAGCUGGGAGGAGGAGGAGUGUGUUUCAGCAGACAGCCCUCAUCCCAAACGGAGGAGCCAGACCCUCCCUUCAGUCAAGGCCUUCCUAGGAAAAGGAGAUGGAGCCAUGGCACAGUCCACCCAGCACAUGGCCUUGUUGUCCAGGACUCAGGCCACUCUGAGGACACCCUGCAACCCCAGAAGGGCUAUGCUGGCCUGACCAGGAAGGUGAAACAAGGCAGCAGCCACUGCCUCCAGGAGAACUCUGCAGACUGCAACACCGGGGAGCUUAGUGUUCCUUGGAGGAAACUACCAAGUCCUGCUCGGCAGGUUAAGGCCACAUAUUCUAAAUGGGCACGAUUUCUCUCAUCACCUGGAAACAGCUCACAUGUGGACACAGAGUUACCCAGACCACUGCAGAGGAGCCCCACACCAGCCAGUCCAGCACAGGCUCAGCAAGGGACCCCCAGGGCCCAGACCCCAAGGGUAGGCCACCCCAGCAGGCCCACUGCCACCGUUCAGCUUCCUCAGGCCACACACACACUCACACUCAGGUCCGAGAGGUCCUGCAGCAAGACCCCCAAGCAGUCACGGGGCACAGGGCCUCCUUGGGCAGAGGGUGGGUCUUUGGUCCAAGUGGCACAGAAGCCCCCACCCAGUCAUUUUGAACUACAUGAGGAGGCAGAGACAGAGAAGAGGUCGAUAUAA